Messenger RNA from Onychostruthus taczanowskii (white-rumped snowfinch), 2006 nucleotides. It is a transcript of the gene SPON2, whose product is annotated as spondin 2. The coding region runs from base 141 to 1133 and encodes 330 amino acids. Gene Ontology annotation, cellular component: extracellular matrix. The transcript has 6 exons. The record is from RefSeq and is a predicted model, not a curated record. Gene Ontology annotation, biological process: cell adhesion. NCBI's taxonomy places the organism in Eukaryota, Metazoa, Chordata, Aves, Passeriformes, Passeridae.
AUUGCAAUAAUUGUUGGACCAAAGGGACCCUCUUCAGGCAUAAAUAGCAAGACUCCUACUGUCUUCUCUUGCAGACCAACUCAGCUGCCAGCAAAAGCAGGUGCUCUCCCCCUACCAGUGCUCCAGAGGAAUAUUUAGGAAUGGAAAACCUGAUGUUUGUCUACUGGUCCUGUAAAGUUAUCUGGACAGUUCUUGUAACAAUACUGGGUUAUGCCAGCAGCCUGCCUGUGGGGGAGGAUGCUCUUUGCACAGCAGAGGAACUUGCUAAGUACAGGAUAAUCUUCACAGGGAAAUGGAGUCAGACUGCUUUCCCCAAGCAGUAUCCACUCUACAGGCCUCCAGCACAGUGGUCAUCCUUGCUAGGUGUUACUCAUAGUUCUGACUACAGCAUGUGGAAAAAAAAUGAAUAUGCCAGCAAUGGUGUACGUGAUUUUGCUGAAAAGGGUGAAGCAUGGGCAUUAAUGAAAGAAAUAGAAGAAGCGGGAGAGAAAAUUCAGAGUGUACAUGGAAUCUUCUCUGCUCCUGCAAUUUCCAGUGGUACAGGACAAACCUCAACUGAAUUAGAAGUGCAUCCAAGACACCCCUUAGUUUCGUUUGUUGUACGAAUUGUUCCAAGCCCCGACUGGUUUGUGGGUAUUGACAGCCUAAAUCUCUGUGAAGGAGACCACUGGAUGGAUGAAGUAUCAGUAGAUCUAUUUCCAUAUGAUGCUGGAACUGACAGUGGAUUCACAUUUUCUUCCCCAAACUUUGCCACUAUUCCACAGGACACAGUUACAGAGAUCACGUGUUCCUCUCCAAGUCACCCAGCAAACUCAUUUUAUUAUCCCAAACUCAAAAUUUUGCCACCAAUUGCUCAAGUAACAAUGGUGAAAUUAAAGAAAAGCCAGCUAGGUCUUUCUGCACCUUUUAUUAAUCUUCCAGCUAAAAGCAAUGAAAUAAUAGACACUGUCUCAGAAACACCCCUGGACUGCGAGGUUUCACAAUGGUCUUCCUGGGGGCUCUGCAGAGGGGUUUGCAGAGAAACAGGGACCAAGAUCAGAACUCGUUUUGUACUUCUUCAGCCUGCCAAUAAUGGAAUGCCUUGUCCAAACCUGGAUGAAGAAACAGCAUGUGAACCAGAAAAUUGUGUCUGAAAUAAAUAAAAGAUAAUAAUUACGAUAAUUUAAAAGUAGGAUAAGUUUAAAUCUAAACUACAUGUCAAUCAAUGUUCUUUAUAAUUUGGAUACACUGCACUAUUUUGCUGAAAAGUUGCAUUAGAGUGGUUUUGAAAGUUUUUAUUUAAUAUCAAGAUUUUGGGGGGUUUAAUUCCUAAGAUUUAGUAGGACAACAGUACUGGAUAAUUUAAAGAACAAAAACCCCCAAAUAAAUCCUUCCUCCAAAUACACUGUAAGUUCUUGGAGUACCCUCUAGUGGCAGAAAAGAAGACAUUUGGAAAGAUUGUACUUCACAUUUUUACUUCACGUAAAAAUAUUUCAGUCACAAAGUCUAAACUAAUAACCUCCUUAAAUAUUGUAAUUUGUUUAUCUACACCUAUUUAUACCUAGAAAAUAGUUUUUUCCUCUAAAUUAUGUUUUUAUAAUUUAUUGGCAUUUUUGUCGUCUUUCUAACCUUGCUUAAUGUGCAUUUCUUUAGAAACUACUUACAAAAGUCAGAGUGAUCAGAUGUUUGCAGUGUGGUUAAGACAAUAAUGGAACUGAGUAAAUUUGUCUUGAGACUUUUGAAUAUAUGAAAAUGUUUUUUUAUUUUUCUCUCUCAAAAGUGAGAAGGAUAACUGCCAUGAGGACACUCAGCCAACAAAAUUACUAGAAAAAAAAUCUGGAGUGUGGAGUGUGGAUAGUAGUAGAAAACGUCUGAGCUGAAUUAAAAAUGUUAGCUGGGAUACAAAAACUGAUUUUUGAUGUAUGUCCCUCAUGAGACAAUUUUAAUCUCAAAGUUAACACUGUUGACUAUAACAUAAAUUAUAUCAUUAACCUUAAAUAUGCAGUAAAUGUGUCCAUGUUUCUUUA